Durusdinium trenchii is the source of this 1002-nucleotide messenger RNA. Lineage: Eukaryota; Dinophyceae; Suessiales; Symbiodiniaceae. The record is from the annotation of a GenBank genome assembly.
AUGGACGUGUCGUGCUCGGCUUCGGCGACUUCGGCGGAUUCGGCUUCAGCUGGGAUGGCGAGUCCGGCAGUCGAGAUGUCUCAGCUCUUCCAAGCGACUCCAGACUCGACACCCUGGUCACUGGCUCCACGUUCUUUCAGACGAAGAGGGCCGGCAUGGCAAUUGCCAGCUGAAGCAUGGCAGCUGGUGGCUGAGCUUCUGCUUGACCAAGAGCUUUCCAGGAGCUCCAGCUGCUGCAAGGCAUUGAAGGAAGCCAUGGACUCCCACGAGCAGUGGCUUCAACGUGCCAUUCAACAGUUUCGCUCCCUACCCAUCUCUGAGAUGGAGAGUCGGACGAUGCAAGAGGAGGUUCUCCGGAAUGGCCGGAAGAGUUAUAUCUCCCGGCGGACCCUUUUCAAAGGUAAGAGGGUUGCGCUGCUGGCAGGGCGCUCUGAACUGCCUGAGAUUUAUCGCUUGGCUCGCUGGUGUGGUGCUGCCAUCCAGCUUCAUGUGACAAGUGCCGAUUUGGUGCUUAUCGGGCCGCGCGGUGGUAGUUGUCCUGGUUUUGUGGCUUCCCGGACUCAACAGAAAUCCUUCCGGGUGGCCUGGCUACGUGCCUCCUGCGUGGCUGGGCGUUUGCUCCCACGCCACCGGCCGUUGUGCGCCUCGAACGGAGCACCGUUCAGCUCCUUCCGCUCGUGCAUCUCAGGCCACAAGGACGACAGCCCCGCAGAGUUUGGAUGCUACGCCCCACGACUCUUGGAAGGUCUUUUGCUGAGCACCUCGCGCCUUCCCUCCCGCGAGGCGGUGACGCUGACUGCGCAGUUGUUGGGGGCAGAGUGCACAGAGGAGCUGACGCGGAGCCACACGCAUCUGAUUGCUGGAACCGCUCAAGGAGAGAAGUACGACUACGCGAUCCAACACCACAUCCCUGUGGUCUCCGUGGGCUGGAUCGAUCAGACUUUGCGCUUGGGAUUACCCAUGAAGGAACGCUGUUUCCCCGUGAGCCGGGCUGGAGACUGA